AUGUACGCUGGAAUCGACAAGUACGGAGGCACCUUAGUCGGCGAAAGCCAUGCAAACACUACUACAGCUCCUUCUUGUGCAUCACAUGCUACCUCUGGCUUGUCCUUAGAAGACGCAAUUGAGACUGCCGCUGCUGAAGAGACCGUGGUCGUGGAUGUACCCUAUUCGUACCUUUUGGACGAAACGGACCCAAAUUCCGGUGUCUCGAAGGUAUCCAAAGUCCUCUUAAGUGCCCAAUUAAACCCCGAAGCAGGUGGUCUUAUGUGGAUUGAACAACCUAGUGCCUCAAAUGUGUAUAAGAACGUUGUAGCCAUGUCUCAAAUGACGUCCAUGUUACGGGAUAAGGACCGCAAUACUUGUUACGCCCGUGGAAUUCGACAUGCCAUUGCGACUUUCCAGGAAAAGCAUAACCGGGCACCCCUCGUGCUGGAUAUUGGCACCGGAACGGGGUUACUCUCCAUGCUGGCUGCGCAAUAUGGAGCAGAGCACGUUUACGCGUGCGAGAUGUUUGAACCCAUGGCCGAAAUUGCAGCACAAGUGACAGCAGCGAACUAUCCGGCUACCAUCACGGUCUUCAAGUUGCGCUCCACUGACUUGAGGGUCCGUCCAGAAAUGGAGCAAGACAGGGAUCCACAGCAGACGUACCACUUACCUCGACGAGCCGAUAUGCUCGUCUCCGAGCUCUUUGACUCGGGGUUGCUUGGAGAAGCUGUGCUGCCUACACUUCGACAUGCUAUGGAGCAUCUAUUGACUCCAGCUGCUGUCCUUGUACCCGAGCGGGCUUCAGUGUUCGCACAAGUUGUCGAGAGCGAGUCGAUUUACCACUUCAAUAGCUUUGAGGUACCUUUGCGAGAUCCUGAGAAAGGUGCUGGAGAGGUGCGUGAAGCUGUUCUGGCAAGAAGUGACACGGCAUGGCAGUGCAAAGGUGGAAAGCCGGCGUUACCAGUGCAUUUCCAGGCUCUGGAAAACAACACAAAGUUUCUGACGAAACCGGUAGAGGUGCUGAAGUUUGAUUUCACCAAGUUGACCGCUGGCACUCAAGAGUUUCGCGAAACGGUAGUUGAUGUUUGCGAGGCUGGGAAAGUUCAAGCUGUUCUCAUGUGGUGGGAGGUGAGCUUCGAUGUCGACGAUAGUAUCGUGUACUCCACGAAAGCUGGCGCAAUGAACUGGCAGGAUCACUGGGUACAGGUCGUCUUUCCCCUUGUGGAGAAUAUCCAAACGCAACCAAGCGAGAAGCUGCUCUUGCGCGCUCACCAUGACGAUAUCCGCAUUUGGUUUGAUGUUGAAACUGUUCCGGAAAAAGACCCCUCUGAUACAGCAAAGCGUACGAUCCUGCACGAAAAACCUCCGUGUACUUGUGGAAUGCACCUCAUCUGCAACGCUGAGCGUAUCGCCAUGCUCACGGAUUCUGCACGUUGCAAAGCGUAUACAGCAGCAGUUGCCUCCACCAUCGCUGAGCUUACACAAAAGGAUGCUUCGCACCCGAUCUCCUGUCUUGAUAUCAGCGAUGGGUCGCUGGUUGCAUUGCUGGCUGCGAUGCACAAGCAGGUGUCUAGUGUGACCUCAAUCGAGUCGAAAGAGGUGUCGGCACGGAUCUUUGAUCAGAUUCUGAGCCACAACGCGACCGAGGCCAUGGUGCUUAACUGUGGUGUAAAGGGCUUGCUUCCUGAACAUCUCCAAGGUGAACCUUCAAGUGUCGACCUGCUAGUUGGUGAACCUUUUUACUACUCGAUGCAGAACCUUCCGCUCUGGCAAGCAUUCAACUUCUGGCUGCGACGUUCAGCGGUUGAUGGACUGUUGCACCCGAAAAGCCGUGUAUUGCCUACCCGUGCGAGGGUGCUAGCCCAAGCUGUGCGUUUCGAGCACUUGCACCAAUGCUUUGGAGCAGUGGGAAAUGUAUCAGGUUACGAUCACAGCUACUUUGAUCGGUUCCAGGACGGAUACUACACGCGCAACUUCCCAUUCCCGGUCUACAUGUAUCGCCACGAACAAGCAUCGGACGUGGUAGAGCUUGCCGCCAUGAACUUCAUGAUGACAGCGCAUACAGUUGCUACUAACGGGAUCAUAAACCUCAAGGACUCGGCAGCAAAUGCGGUGAUCGUAUGGGUGGAAUACGUCUUGGAUAUGGCAGGCCAUCACGUGGUGGCUACUGGUCCUACCGUGCGCUACGCGAAGCAGCUUAUUCGUUUUCUCCCACCGGUGCCAUCUGGAGCUGCUAGUGGAGCAGCUGUGCGCUCAGUAACUUUCAAGUUUUGCUUUGACUCGCUGGAAGGCACAAUCGAGCUCAGUUUCGAUAUCAACUAG
Messenger RNA from Peronospora matthiolae, 2304 nucleotides. NCBI's taxonomy places the organism in Eukaryota, Oomycota, Peronosporomycetes, Peronosporales, Peronosporaceae. The record is from the annotation of a GenBank genome assembly.